Nothobranchius furzeri (turquoise killifish) is the source of this 1077-nucleotide messenger RNA. It is a transcript of the gene pbdc1, whose product is annotated as polysaccharide biosynthesis domain containing 1. Gene Ontology annotation, cellular component: cytoplasm. NCBI's taxonomy places the organism in Eukaryota, Metazoa, Chordata, Actinopteri, Cyprinodontiformes, Nothobranchiidae. The record is from RefSeq and is a predicted model, not a curated record.
AGUUUUGAAAUGUCGGUUCUAGUCUAAGUCGCCUAUAACUAGAGUUGGAAAAUCCUCAUAUGUCUGUGCUGUGGCACCUCUUAACCUUACAUACGAUCUUUGGGAAGGAAAAUGGCGUCGGAUGACGGACUAGCCGCUCUGAGUGCGGACGGAGCCUCAGCAGCUGCACAUGCUCUGUCUCUGCCUGCAGAGGCAUAUGGAAACGACCCACGGCUUGAAGUCAUGUGGGCGAUGAAGGCCUACAACCACGCAGAAGUUUACUUCAAUCUCAUCUCGUCAGUCGAUCCAAAGUUCCUGAAGCUGACAAAGCUGGACGACAACAUCUACUCGAGCUUCAGAGAAACCUUCAAAGAGCUGGAUGUAAAGCAGCUGAAAGAAGACGACUUGAAGUCUGAGCAGGCCAAAGAGAGGUGGCGUCUGUUCUGUAACCAGUUUGAAGGACUUGUGGAGGACUUCAACUACGGCACGCUGCUGCGCCUGGACUGUGAAAAAGACUACUCUGAGGAGAACACAAUAUUUGCCACCAGAGUCCAGUUUUUUGCCAUUGAAAUAGCUCGGAACAGAGAAGGAUACAACGAUACCGUCCACAGAUUCAAAAACCCAAAGAGCUAGCUCCUGAUAAGAACCAGUCCAUCCUCCAUUCGCCUCCAGAGGGGCCAGGAACCUUCAAGUCCCGAAGCAUCUCCUGAUGUUCACCAGUAAAAGGAUCAACAUUCUUCCUGCUGUUGUAACGUUUGUUUUAAGCUAUGUCUGUUCUCAAUAGCUGCUUAAGUUGAACUUGUAACCAAAUAAAAGACCAGCAGACUUCUGGUCAUCAGAACCUUCAGAGAACCAGGAACAUUUUAAUUCAUCUUCCAGAAGGCUUCAGCAGGAGGAAACAUCCUCGUCGGGGUCAGAAGGCUGAGUCUGCAGCUGCUGGGAGAUUAGUUUCUAACAACUUUCAACAAAAACUAAUCUAUUUUCAUGCGUGGUCCAGUUCCCACCCCUCACCUGUGAAAGUCUGCCUUCUGUCAUCAGAACAAAGAUGUCCACCGUUAACAGAUUUCUUAAACAUAAUAAAAACUGGAAGAACGUUUA